AUGAGGGUCGGUCGGGUAAUGCAUAGAUGGGUGACUAAGAAGUGUAUAUUGUAUAAUGGUACAUUGAGAAUUGAGCACGAAAUGGAAGAAGAUGAAGUUCUCAUUGUUGCCAGAUAUCGUAUCGAAGUUUUGGAGACCAGAAGAGGCAAAGUCUUACGGCUUUCGAAUGAAAAUUCAUCGACAUGGCUACUAUUCGAGAAUCUUGAAACGUUGAACUUGUGGUUGGCGCGAUGUCAGCAAUGGGAAGUAUCUCCGACAUGUGAUCUCUCUGAUCAGCGACUUGUUCUGAUUCCGGAUGCCGUCUUUUCCGCAGCACACGUGGCCCAAAUUACGUCGCUCAACUUACGCAAAAAUUCGUUGCAAUUUAGGAGUAUUCACCAGGAACAAUUAGGCAUUUCCGGAGCCUGGUCUCGACCGCCAUUGGGCUGGAUUGAAGACUUGGCGAGACUCACAGCCCUGACCCAUUUGGAUCUCUCAUCGAAUCGGUUGUGUCUCUUCCCACUUCCGUUGAUUCAAUUGCCCAAUCUAUCACGUCUCUCAUUAUCCGGAAAUCAAAUCGAAGUUGUACCGGUGGAGAUUCGGGCCCUUUCCGGGCUGACCGAAUUGGAUUUGUCCAAUAACUGGCUCGAAACGCUGCCAUCACAGAUUGGUGAAUGCUUGAGACUAGGACAGCUAAACCUUGCUUUUAAUCGGUUUUCAAGGAUACCUACUAUUCUACGUCUAUUACGUGCCGUUACGCAUUGGAAAUUGGCUGGCAACUCAAUUACAGAUCUUUCAAAUGAGGAAAUUGAUAAUUGUACUCGGCUGGAUCUGCGCCGAAACAAGUUAACGGGUUCAAUACGGGUGCCGCAGUCGACCGAGUCGCUACGGUCGAUUGAUCUUCGGGAUAAUGCAAUUAAAAGUUUGCACAUCACGAAUUGUUCGAAUUUACAGACUCUCCAUUGCGGGCGGAACCAUUUGAGCGAGCUACACAUAAAUGGAACGAGUCUUACCUAUUUGAAUGCUGCCAAAAAUCAUUUAUCAACCGUAAUUAUAAUGCCGAUCCCGAUUCGUUUGGCGUAUUUUUCCGUUGCGGACAAUCGCUUUGCCCAUUUACCCAAUUGGGUGUCCGAUUUGCCACAUAUCGAUACAAUAGAUGUGCAUAAAAACCAAUUGAUUCAACUACCGGAAAAAAUUUUUCGAAUACCGUCACUUCGGCAUCUGUUGGCGCAUACGAAUCGUUUGACAUAUUUACCGGAAGAGGUGGAAAAUUGUCAGAUCGAAAAUCUUGACCUUCAUCACAAUGCUUUGGAGGGUUUACCCAAGCUGCUUUUUCGUUCUAGCCACAGGCUACGUACUGUAAAUUUGAGCGCAAAUAUUCUAAGGGAACUACCUUCACCGAAUCCAUUGCCGGAUUUGAAUAGAAUACAGAUUCUAAAAGCUGCUAUGAAUGAGUUGGAUGAUAGAGUGAUUUCGACAAUUUCGUCUAUGCGAAGAUUGAAAACUUUGGAUCUUUCUGACAACCACAUACGGGUUUUUGACGAUAGUGCAUUGUGUACAUUAACAGCUCUAGAAGAAUUAAAUUUAUCGACAAAUCGCCUUACCAGCCUUUCAUCUUUAAUUACCGCCCUGCCUGCCUUACAGAUUUUACGGGUCCAUUCAAAUCAUUUGACACAUCUUCCUGAUCUCACGCAUUCUAGUAACUUGAAGAUUCUUGAUGUUUGUUCGAAUCGUCUUUCACAUGCGCAACUUUCCAAUUGUAUGGCUGAGCGGUUAAAGCAAUUAGAUUUAUCUUGUAACCCGGCUCUACCAUCUCAUUUGAUAACCCCUUCAAGUCAUGAAACAAAGAGCCCACGUCCGAUGGCGCUACUAGAUGUCGGCGGUUUUGCUGAACAAGGUUUAGUUGUCGGCUUUAGUCAAUCUAGUGGGCAAAGAAAUCGACUCUCGGUCCGUCAAAUUUUACCCCUCAAACGGCAUGUAUCACCAAUUUUUGCCAUUGUGGACGCUGCGGGCAGCUCUGAAAUGGCAAUCGAGAUUUUGGAUCAUUUGCAUAGGGUCGCCGAGACGCAGGAAGUAGUUGAUGAAGGCACUCUAAAAAAUUGGAUCCUCAGUGCACACGAGUGGAUUGGCGAUUCUGGGGAGCGUGUAGGAGCAAUGUCUCCCCAACCCGUCAAUCAACAAGUUUACGAACAGCUCCGCGCAGCAAAUGCGAUUUUGGAUGAGGAAAAUCUUGUAAAUGGCGUGUCACGCUACGAUCGGCAAGUCGGAUUCACUGCCUUCUUUCCGGCAAUCCUGCCCAGGGCGAAUACGGCAAGUUGUACGUUGACUACACCGGAAGAUUUUAUUGUGAUUGGAUCGAGAGCAUUGGGAGAGACACUGUCUGAACCGUUCAUAGAAAAUAUCAUUUCUGGAUCGUCAAAUCCACAAGUUACCGCGAAGAGGCUUCAGGACGCAAUACAAGCCUUUGAAUGGAAUGACAAUGUCAGCAUUAUUGUUGCCAAGCCAGCCAGAGAAACUGGGGAGGUCACUUUUAGAAGAGGCAAUGAAUACGGUACCAUCCGACGGCCAGAAAUCUCUGAACUCACCCUCCAAAAAAUUGAAGAGCGAAUUGAACAGAUUAGCAAGGUCAUCGCAAAAAUUGAGGAUGAAAAUGAUGAGACGAAGCCAACACCAGUUAGUGGCAUCCGCAAAACCCAUGAAAAAUCGGGAGAUAGUCGCCUAAAUACUGGUCCACCACCUGAUCCAGCUAUCUUCCAUCGCACACGUCGUGAGGAAAAUGAUGAUUCUCGAAAUCGUUGGUUGCUGCUCGGAAGUUCAACCUCAAAAACGAUCGGCCGAGGCUCGAUACGCGAUAAACCGGGAGCAAAAGCAUUCGAUAUCGCC
Messenger RNA from Mesorhabditis spiculigera, 2862 nucleotides. The record is from the annotation of a GenBank genome assembly. NCBI's taxonomy places the organism in Eukaryota, Metazoa, Nematoda, Chromadorea, Rhabditida, Rhabditidae.